GACGCAGUCUGGCUCGCUGUACGUGCUUCCCUGAACUGUAGAGCGCGCGUGUGUCUGAGUGAAGCUUCCCGCCUUGUUUACAGCCUCGGGGAUAAAUGUGAUAAACGUGAUAAAUGUCUCGUUUCUGAUGAAGAAGAUGAAAAAGACGGAAAAGAUCCUUCAUCUGAAGAGCUGCCGGGGCCGGAAGGUCCGUGUGGUCCGGGAACAUUACCUGAGAGAGAAGGUUCCGUGUUACAGCUCUCUGUGUCAGGCGGACUGUGAUCAAGAUGGAAAGCUGCUUCCAGGAGACCUGACCCACUACGUGGUUCCUGAUGUCGGCGUGGUGGUGGAUUACCUGGAGAUUCUGGAGUUCACAGAGCUGCAGGGCAUCGUGUUCACGCAGACCGCCUGUCAGGCCGUGCAGCACCACAAAGGACGCAGGCAAUACAACCGUCUGAGGAACCUGCUCAAAGACCCUCGGCAUGACUGCGUCAUGUUUGCGAACGAGUUCCAGGAGUAUUCGUACUGUGAGAGGGAGAAGGGGGAGAAACAGGAGACGUGGCAGACCAGGUGUGUGUACGCUGCAGCGGUAUGGUACCAUAACCACCUGGCAGGUAUGAUGGAUGUCCUGAUGAUCACAGACAACCAGGAGGCCGUCGCUAAGUACAGCAGCCUCAACUCAGGAGUUUACGUCAUCUCCGUACAGGACUUUCUGCAGAACUUCUGGCCAGACCUGCAGGCAGCUCACGAUCUGUACAGCUCCAUCUCUCAGGCACUGCAGGAGAAAGAGAGUGAGAGCUCACAGAAAGAGUUCACAGAGCAUCUGCCCGCUGAGGUCCUGGAGGCCGGGAUCAAGUCUGGACGUUAUAUCAAGGGAACGCUGAAUGUCAGCAAACACCGAGCACAGAAUGAAGCCUCCAUCAUGACGGAGGGUCUCUCCGAUAAGAACAAAGAUCUCAGUUCGGGCGUGUUCAUCUUCGGCGUGAAGAACCGUAACCGGGCGGUGCACGGCGACUCGGUCGUGGUGGAGUUGUUGCUGAAGAGCGAGUGGAGAGGAAGAGUCACGGCUCUGAGCGAAGGUCAGGGGGAGGAGAAGAGCGGAGAGGAGGACGAGAGUAAACCCAUGCCCACAGGCCGCGUCGUUGGGAUCCUGCAGAGGAACUGGAGGGACUACGUGGUGACGUUUCCUCCCAGAGACGGGACUCAGUCGCAGAGCAGGAACUCCCAGAGGAUCCUGGGCGUACCCUGGGACCAUCGCAUCCCUAAGAUCCGCAUCAGCACCCAGCAGGCCGACGCCCUGCAGGAUCACAGGGUGGUGGUGCGCAUUGACUCCUGGGAGAGCACCUCGCUCUAUCCCAACGGCCACAGCGUGCGGGUGCUGGGUCGGGCCGGAGAGCUGGAGACGGAGGUCCAGACGAUCCUCAUAGAGAACUGCAUCCACGUGCCCCCCUUCUCAGACGCACAGCUGAGAGAGAUGCCGGUGAACUCUCCGGAGAAGCCGUGGACGAUGGAUCCCGUCCAGGUGGCCCAGAGACGAGACCUCAGGGAGACUCACCUGGUGUUCAGCAUCGACCCGCGGGGCUGCGAGGACGUGGACGACACGCUGUCGAUUCGCAGCAUCGCCGGAGGGAGGCGGCUGGAGCUGGGAGUCCACAUCGCAGACGUCACGCACUUUGUCAGCGAGGGGUCACUGACGGACCUGGAGGCGCGCACCAGGGCCACCACCUACUACUUAGCAGACCGCAGGUACGACAUGUUACCUGCCAUCCUCAGUGCAGACCUCUGCUCCCUGCUGGGAGGGGUCGACAGGUAUGCGAUGAGCGUGUUGUGGGAGCUUGAUGCAGAAACCCUCGCCGUCACCAAGGUGUGGUACGGUCGCACGAUCAUCCGCUCCUCUUAUCAGCUCUACUACGAGCUGGCUCAGGCGCUCCUCAACGGCGAGCCGGCCGAGGUGCCGGAGCUGGCCGAGCUAACGUCUGGGGAGAAGGAUGCUAAGCUAGCUCAGCUCACGCGGGCUCUGGAGAUGCUAACGCACGUGGCGAGACACCUGCGGGCUCAGAGGGACAGAGGGGGCGCUCUGGAGCUGGAAGGAGUGGAGGUUCGAGCCCAGCUGGACGAGGAGAGGAACAUCACGGCUCUCGUCCCCCGUCAGCCCCUCGAGGUCCACGAGACGGUGGCCGAGUGCAUGAUCUAUGCCAACCACUGGGUGGCCCGCAAGAUCCAGGAGACCUUCCCCCAUCAGGCCCUGCUCAGGUGUCACCCCCAACCCCGGGAGGGGUUCUUCAGCCAGCUGGUGGAGAGCGCCUCAGCGGGAGGGUUCACCAUCGACACCAGGACUAACAAGGCUCUAGCGGACUCUCUAGACCGGGCUGUGGACCCUCAAGACCCGCUGGUGAACAGGAUGCUGAGGAUGAUGGCGACCACGGCGAUGUCUGAGGCCCUGUACUUCUCCACUGGGCUGCUGUCCCAGGACCAGUUCUACCACUACGGUCUGGCUCUGGACAGGUACACACACUUCACCUCACCGAUCCGUCGUUAUGCCGACAUCGUAGUCCACCGCCUCCUCACCGCGGCCAUCGCCCUGGACACGGAGGCGGAGCUUAGUAAAUCCAUGGCUGGUCACAAAGAGCUGGAUGAAACCGCUCAUCACAUCAACAGCAAGAACCGGGCAGCCAAGCGGGCCCAGAAACUGUCCACAGAGCUGUUCCAGUGUCGGUUCUUCAAAGAGAGAGACCCUCAGGCUGACCCGCACUGCGUGGCCGACGCCAUCAUCUACGCCAUCCGGGACAACGGCGUGUUGGCGUUCGUCCCAGAGUAUGGCGUUAAAGCUCCGGUGUACCUGAAGAACCGGGAGGGUCAGGUGAUCUCUGCAGCGAGCGACGGGAGCUGUGAUUGGCAGAGCGGCACCGUGAGACGAUCCCAGGACCACAUCAGCACCACCUCCGUCUGCGGAACCUCCACCUUCACGCUGUUCGACCACGUCACGGUCCGUGUUUCAGUCCGCUCCACUAAUUUCCACGCCGACAGCUUAAACCUUGAGCUCAUCAGCAACAAACCUCACGGCGGCGGUGGUGGCGGCGGCGGCAGCAGCGUGGAGCCCGAGAAGCCCCGCCCACAGGGCCGCAGCCAGCUGGUGCAGGAAGUGGUGCGCCUGGCCGAGGAGGCGAGCCAGCAGGAGAAGGAGAAGGAGGCGAGGAGGCCCAAACUGUCCAAAGAGGAGAGAGAGUACCGGCAGAGCAAAACCCCAAACCUGUACUCCCUGCUGGAGGAGGUGAGGGAGCUGGCUCUGCUGGACCUGGAGACCGCCGCCCAGGUGUGUGCAACCACGGCGUAGAAAACUGAUCAUGGAAAUACGACGCUGACGAUAAGAACACACGACAGAGCGACCGAACACAGAAGAUGAUUUUUAUAAAGUAAAAUGUUGAAUUUUUCUGCUUUUUCUGAAUCAUGACGACGGGUUGGAUUUAUUGAAUUCCUGUUUCCUGAAACCGUUUGAUGACGUGAAGAAGAAGAAGAAACUUUAUAAAGUGCUGCCUCAUGAACUCUUUCAUAUUAAAGACUUCCACAUUU
Notolabrus celidotus (New Zealand spotty) is the source of this 3549-nucleotide messenger RNA. It is a transcript of the gene dis3l, whose product is annotated as DIS3 like exosome 3'-5' exoribonuclease. Gene Ontology annotation, biological process: rRNA catabolic process. Gene Ontology annotation, cellular component: cytoplasmic exosome (RNase complex). The record is from RefSeq and is a predicted model, not a curated record. The transcript is spliced from 18 exons. Bases 128 to 3313 code for a protein of 1061 amino acids. NCBI's taxonomy places the organism in Eukaryota, Metazoa, Chordata, Actinopteri, Labriformes, Labridae. Gene Ontology annotation, molecular function: 3'-5'-RNA exonuclease activity; RNA binding.